UAAACAUCAUUUAUUUGCUAGUAAAAACAUACUUGAUAUAUUUAAAAUUUUAUGUUUGAAAAUAAGUUAUUUUAAAAAAAAAUAAUUAAAAAAAAUGAUAAAAACAAAGGCACUAAUGUCACUUCUUUCUCAAUCUCUUGAUUCUUCUAUUACGUCUUCAAUUUUAUUAACUUCUUCUGGUCAAUUGUUGUCUCAAGCGUCAGAAUCGCAAAAAAAGGCGCGUAUUUAUGCAGCUUUUGCAGCACAUAUAUGGUCUUGCUAUGAAAAAAUAGGAUUAGAUGGUAAAAUAGGGUCUUUAACUGGCGAAAAUAGAAAAAUAUUCGGUUGUAAUUGGCUUGGUAUUGAAUGCCUAACGGGAAAUUUAUUGAUUUUAUGCAUUCGUUUCCCACAACUUGAAAAAUCUUUACAUGUUUCUGUUUUAUCAGAACCUAUAUUAUUAUGUUUAGUAGGUAACGAAAGUUCUAAAUUAGGUUUUAUGCAUAUGAAGGCUGAAUCUAUUGAGAAAUAUCUUUUAAAGGAAUUGGAAGGAAUUAGGGAUAUCUAA
This is a messenger RNA of Pneumocystis murina B123, 544 nucleotides long. RefSeq lists its product as hypothetical. The record is from RefSeq and is a predicted model, not a curated record. Gene Ontology annotation, molecular function: molecular adaptor activity; guanyl-nucleotide exchange factor activity. Bases 95 to 544 code for a protein of 149 amino acids. Gene Ontology annotation, cellular component: Ragulator complex. Lineage: Eukaryota; Fungi; Ascomycota; Pneumocystomycetes; Pneumocystales; Pneumocystaceae. Gene Ontology annotation, biological process: cellular response to amino acid stimulus; positive regulation of TOR signaling. The transcript has 3 exons.